GUGCCCGUCUCAAAAUUACCAAAUUACCGGUUGGCGCUGUACCGAUUGAUCUAUUUUUUUCGUUUUGCGUAUGCAUCUUCCACCAGUUCAUUGUUCGUGAACCUCACCGCGUUACUAGACCGCGGUGUUUCUAGCUUUUUAGCAAGGAUCGUGGAGCAACUGAAAGUGUUCUGUUUAUUUGUUCGCAAGGAGCUAACUUCCUUAUAAGAAAACGCACGCUGGUCUUGAUCCUGAAGCUAAUACAGUCUGUGCACACCUCACUAAAGUGGCAGUCCGUAGUAGAAUGAACGCUUGUCGAUGAAAUAGGGGUGCGAGUUGAUAGCGUCUAUCUAUUGUAUUGGAUGCCAGUGGAGAAACAUGUGAAUUUUCCUAGUGUUCUUUCGUGCACGGUAUCUAUCCCUGCAGUCAUUUAAACACAUCGCCCAGUGAUGUCACAUUCCGUUCUUUUGUAAGCAAUUUAGGAUUGUUGGAUCUGCGUCACAGCGUCAAACAUAGAUGGUCCUAUUCCUAAAUACCAUAAACUUGUGGCAUAUCUUCUUGAUUUGUUAGAUCCAAAACAUCACUUGCCCUAUCCCAGUUAGAUAAUUCUGUUUGUCCUCUAGACUGUCUAUUUCAUCAACUCCUAUUCAUUGUGUAUCAUACCAGAAAAAUAAUAUAAUUGCCACUAGGUUGUUUCCAACACAGAUUGCCUAUGAUAGCAUGAUAUAGUCAGGUGCUGUCUUUUACCAAUUUAGACAAGACUUUCUGUAAUACAUCUUUAUAAAUUGGGAUGUAAUGAUAUAUCUUCUAUUUUUUAUUAAGUAGUGUCCGAUUAACUUUUUUGAGGAUCUUGGUGCUUGAUCACUUAAUAUAAAUGCCGAAAUCCUUAGGUAGAUAUGCUUACUGAAAGGUUGUAAGUUUAGUUAUCUUUGCUUUUUAAAUUUAUAAAUUACCAUAAGAACCAGUUUAUUUCUACUAUCUUAACAUUUGGAAUAAUACAAAAAUUCCUCCAGUUAUAAAUAAACUUGAAUUCCCGUAGAUUUAUGUUGAGCCAGUUUAGACUGUGCUUCUCCCAUUAGGACUACCUUUUUUCUCCGCAUUUAAUCUGGAGUUACUUUUUGCUUAUAAAGUAAGUAUCAUUAGUUUUCAAAUUCUUUUUUUUCGAGUAUAAAAAAGCCACAUGUGCUGAGGACGUGCUCUUCCUAAUGCAUUCAGAGAUCAUACUAAGAGAGAAACUAUUUACAUAAAACAUAUGUGCAAAUUCUCUACAUCUUCAGGGUAAAUAUCGGACAAUCCAAAUGAGUCAAGCACCACAUCAGGCCUGAGUUGAGUGCACACUGCGCAUAGGAUUCUCUUAAACAGAAUCGGAAGAUUAUCAUCAAAAUGAAGCUCGUGAAACGAUUUACAGCUUACAAGGCCUAACUUACUAAACAGACACUUGAAAGAUACAUGUUUCUUUUCUUCAAGAUCAUUAAUGACAAAAAAUUCAUGAGUGUUUUUUCUCAAAAAUAGAAGUCAUGGGUUGAGAUGGCUCAUCACUACAGAUAGAAUUGUGUGCAUAAGCAUUAGAUUGUUACACGUUGUUUAACUUUGAAAUGUCAAUCUUAUCACCUUAAAUCCAUACCCGAAAGACCAGUACUAUCUACCUUAGAAGAUGUGAAUGGUGUAUUGCUAUUGUUGUAAAGACGAUUACAUUACAUAGACUUGAUUGCAUCCAAAAUCACAGAGACAAUUUCCUAACGACAAUCAUAAAUACUCAAAACACCAUACCAUUAAAAAAGAAGUGUAAAGAACAUUCCAAAUACAAAAGCUAAAACAAAUGAUAAGGUACUAGAGAAACUAACCCAAAAGGAAAGGGUAAAUAUAAGGAUGCAUUUAUUUUUACGUUACAAGAGCAAGGGGAAAAGGGCAUAAGGGUCUUUAAGUAGUGCGCCGAAUCUGGCCUCUUUGAAACAGAAAAUCUUCGAUCUUCUUGUACACACCCCAUUCCUCUCCCCAAGACCUUGCCUCCGUCUUCCUCCAUCGCAGGAAGCUGCGACGCAGUGGUGCCUGACAUUAAGAUGAAGCUGGAGGAGCAGCUUGUGCUCAAACUCUACAACCCUGAGUUGCGUGAAAGUGCCCUCGUUGAGCUCUCCAAGAAAAGGGAGAUGUUUCCAGAUUUGGCUCCACUGAUGUGGCACUCUUUUGGCACAAUGUUUGUGCUGCUGCAGGAAAUUAUGUCAUUCUACCCUGCACUUUCACCCCCUAUGUUAUCUGCAAGUGUAUCGAAUAGAGCCUGCAACGUUCUUGCACUUCUUCAGUCUGUUGCAUCACACCCUGAGACCAGGAUCCCCUUUUUAAAAGCUGAAUUUACUGAGUACCUAUACCCAUUUUUGAACACUACCAGCAAUGCCAGAUCUUUUGAGUACCUGCGCCUCACCGCUCUUGGUGUGUUUGGUGCUCUUGUUAAGGUUGAUGAUACUGAAGUUGUCAAUACCCUGCUAGAUGGUCACAUCAUUCCUCUAUGCUUGCGAAUCAUGGAGACAGGCAGUGAACUUUCAAAAACAGUGGCCACUUUCAUUGUCCAAAAGAUCAUUCUAGAUGAAGCUGGGUUACAGUACAUCUGUGCCACCCCGGAACGUUUUUUUGGGAUAGCCAUUGUUUUAGCAAGAAUGGUGGCUGAACAGCCCUCCACCAGAUUGCUGAAGCACAUUGUCCGCUGCUACCUCAGGCUGACGGAUGAUCCCAGGGCCCAUAUUGCGCUGCAAACUCAUCUUCCUGAGGCUCUGAGAGACGGGACAUUCGACAACGGCCUUAGGGAUGAUGCUGUUGCAAGGCACUACCGUCAACAACUGCUGGAUAAUCUGGCCGUGCCUGCGGGCGGAGCACCUCCUGCAGUCCCAGGUAGUGCAGCGGCUGGGGUAACUCAACCAGUCCCAGCUCCUGCGGCAGGUGGUGCGCCACAUCCUGGCCCAGGCUCUGUGGCGGGUGCAAGCCCUGAAGGAUCCUCCCAGGAAGGACUGAGCCAUGCUCAUCCAGGCCCAGCCCCCUCGGCGGGUGCUGCACCGCAUCCUGGUCCAGGCCCUGUGGUAGGUGGAAGCCCUGGAGGAUCUUCGCCGAGUAGUGCUCAUCCAGGCCCAGCUCCCACGGAGGUUGGUGCACCACAUCCUGCCCCAGGCCCUGUGGCGGGUGGAAGACCGGGAGGAUCCUCUCAGGCAGGGCCGAGACGCAGGCGCCGUUGAUGUGAGCGGAUGCAGAUGCUGCAAUUCAGAGUUCACUGCAAUUAUGGAAUAUCUUUCCGCGAAUUACAGCUAGUGGAGAACCCUGCGCGUCUCUGGAAUAGAACGCUAUGAUGCCGUUUAUUGCAGUUUCAACAAAAACUGCUUGAUGUAUUUUGGUAUUUUGGAGACCCAAAACAAAGGCGAAACAAACCUAUGAAAAGUACCCUUUUAUAUGAAGCUCCUCAUAUGAUGCAUUGGUUGCCA
Molecule: messenger RNA, 3443 nt
Organism: Panicum virgatum (switchgrass)
Lineage: Eukaryota; Viridiplantae; Streptophyta; Magnoliopsida; Poales; Poaceae
Product: CCR4-NOT transcription complex subunit 9-like
Exons: 10
Coding region: 2040-3200 (386 amino acids)
Biological process (GO): negative regulation of translation; mRNA catabolic process
Cellular component (GO): P-body; CCR4-NOT complex; CCR4-NOT core complex
Source: RefSeq, a predicted model, not a curated record